AUGCCACUCGUCCUUCGGUCCUGUGCAAGCUUAGCGGCUGCCAGUCGCCAAAAGCCUUCCACAGACAUUGCGCUGGGGCAGCUCUACCGUGCGCUUGCAUCAGUCAUGCUUGAGCAUCUGCACGUUCGCACCCCGCCAGUGCCACCACUUGCUGCAGCUCAGGUUGCUACAGGGAUGCAACCGCGCCGGUUCCCUCUGGCCCCAGUUCCAGAGUUUAAGCGUUUUGUGCAAGUUGCCGUGCCGCAUUGUCCACCUCUGGACUCCAAAAACCGGCUGUUGUCCGCUCUUCGCGUGCAGGACACUGUUGUGCCUGCUGGUUCCAAGCUUGUGCCGCCUCUUUCUCAACUGGCUGCCGAUCGGGUAGAAGGGGGAGGUUUGAUCUGCAACCAGGUGCACCGCGCUUCGCAGGUUGAUGCAUCGCUCGACGAACACAAUCCAGAUGCCUCGAACAUGUCAGGUGGUGUGCAGCAGGCAGCACCAACUCCUUGUGGUUUCGCUAGCUCGCUGCUAUGUGCGACCGAGUGUGAAGCAGAGAUGCUGGCCUCGAAUCUUGAUGCUAGGGUGGAUGCCAGCGGCCUUGUCAGUAUCUUCGAGGCCCUACCAGCCGAAGUGCCAGCGCGUGGCGUUGAUGAUGCUCGUGAGAAAGCUUGGUACUUGCGUGGAUGUUUCCCAGGUGCGUGCUUCGCGACGAUUGCCUUUUAUUCCAACGUUUGCACUCCGAUGCACAGGGAUUUGAACAACUUGGAGGGCACACUGAACUACGUUGCUCCCCUCACCUCUUUCAAAGAUGGAGGCAUUUGGGUGCAAGAUGACGAUGGCAAUCAUUCCCGGAUGACACCAUGCGGCCAAUCCAGAGGCCGUGUCUUGCAAGUUUGCGAGGGCCCCGUGCAUUUUGAUGCACACCGCUUUCAUUGCACAAUGCCCUGGCUUGGAUCAAGAAUCGUCUUGAUCGGCUUUACUCCGAGAAAUCUUUCGUCGCUGAAACAGAGUGACACUAGGCUUCUUCUUGACCUGGGCUUUCCGCUGCCAGGUCACAGCCCAUCGAUCCUGCCAGCCAUUGCGCCGCCUGAGGUCGAGAUGGCUGACCACCCACAGGUUGGUCUUGCCAAGGAGCGGGAUCGUGAGAAGUGUACCGUGACUUUUGGCGUGUAUCAUACUGAAAGUGAGUUCGUGCGUGCAGCCGUGAAGGCCGGUCACCCUAAGGCGAUGAUCGACUCGUUGCCGGCACACCUUGAUUCUUGCAUAGAUCUGUUGGCGAAGGCCCCACCGAGUGCCGUCGUCCAGCGGCGCAAGCAGUGGCUGGAUAAGUGGACUGCCCGCGCUGCUGAGAUAGGUGUGCGUCCUGACCCUAUGUGGGAAAUCGAGGACCCUCACAUGAGGGAGGUGCUGCGAAGCAAGCGUCUACAACUGUUGGAUGAGAUUAUCUCGAGCGAGGGCUAUGAGGAUGUGAGCUUGGCUAGUGACAUAAGAUCAGGUUUCGACCUUGUGGGGACAUCGCCAGUGUCGAACGUGCUAGUGUCUCCAGCAUCCCUCCACCCUGACGAUGUCAGCGCUGCCGCGGGCCGCGCAAAUGAAGCCCUCCGGAUGUCGCUUGGUUCAUCGGGUGAUCACGCUACCGACUUGAAGUUGUGGGAAAAGACGAUGCAGGAGGUAGAGAAGGGCUGGCUCGUGGGCCCAUAUGGUUGGGAUGACUUGCCCGACGGGUAUGUCGUCUCGCAUCGCUUCCCUUUGUGGCAGCACGACAGGCUGCGGCCCAUUGACGACUACAGCCGCAGCGGGGUGAAUGCAUGCGUUACCACGCUAGAGCAGCCCACAGUUGACACUGCGGAUGUGGCGGCUGCCAUGUUUGCCAAACUGUGCCGUUCUUUCGACUUGACCGCUGCAUAUCGGCAGCUUUGUGUUUCCACUGCCUCCAGAAAGUUUGCCGUGAUUGCCGUUUACAACCCUCACACGGGGAAGACAUGCCUCUUCACACAAAUUUGCCUCCCGUUCGGUUCUCGAGCAUCGGUCAACGGCUUUAUCAGGUGCUCUCGUUGCAUCCAAUGGUUAGCGACGCGCUGCCUCCUUGUGCCCACGACUUCAUAUUACGACGACUUCAUAGUCGCGUCGCCCGACUGCCUAGCAGACAACACCGGGAGCACGAUGGAGCUUCUGUUCCAGUUGUUAGGGUGGGUAUUUGACACAGUGGGCCCGAAAGCCGACACCUUCUCUCGAGAAGUAUCGGCUCUUGGAUUGCACUUCGACUUGUCUGAGAGCGGGGAUGGUGUCAUCAUGGUGGACAACACCGAGAAGAGGAAGAAGGACAUCCAUGCUUUGGUUUCAGACGUGCUAGUCGAGGGCCAUCUCUCUUAUAAGGGUGGCAUGGAGUUGCGUGGCAAACUUGCUUUUGCAAACUCGCAGGUUAUGGGUAAAGCCGGGCAUUACGCCCUCAAGCACGUCAGUGCACACGUGCAUGCAUACCCUUUUGUACCAAAGUUGAGUGCUGCCACGGCCGAUGCCUUGAGCUUUCUGAUGGCUCGCAUACUUGAAGGACAGCCCAGAAGGAUUCACAAGCCGCUAGGCCUGCCAUGGUUCGUGUACACCGAUGCGAGUUUUGAGCCUGACUAUACCGGAGGUUUAGGUGGCGUGUUGAUCUCGCCUUCGGGUUCCGUAGUUGGGUGGUUUUCACUGCUCCUGAAGAGCACCGACGUUCGCCCUUUGCUGCCCUUGAAAGCGGAGACAGGCAUCGGCGAGCUGGAAGCGAUCGCGGUUGUACUCGCAUUCCAGUUGUGGGAGGAACACUUGAAGUCCACCGAAUGUGUGGCAUAUCUUGACAAUGAAGGUGCCCGGAUUUCGCUGAUCAAAGGACAAUAG
Messenger RNA from Symbiodinium sp. CCMP2592, 2853 nucleotides. Lineage: Eukaryota; Dinophyceae; Suessiales; Symbiodiniaceae. The record is from the annotation of a GenBank genome assembly.